Mycena citricolor is the source of this 6795-nucleotide messenger RNA. The record is from the annotation of a GenBank genome assembly. NCBI's taxonomy places the organism in Eukaryota, Fungi, Basidiomycota, Agaricomycetes, Agaricales, Mycenaceae.
CUUCUCUCCAGGAGAGCAUAGCUUCCCGUAAACCCUUCGUUCGGUUCAGGGCCUGCAAAAGAGGUCGCAAUCGACCUUUGAGAACUUCAUUUCGUUCUGGCGAUUCCGUGGAUGGGACGUCUCCACCGAUUCGUUCCAACAGAUCCACUCUCAGAACCGCCAUCACAUCAUUCGUGAGCGAGGUCGUGAUCUCCAUGGUCAGGAUACGCAAGUGUUCGGGCAAAGCAGCGAAUGCGCUGAGCGACGAUAGAGGUAUAGGUGGUGGCGACGGCGGCGGCGGUAAUGGCCGUUCUUCUGGCGUCGAGACGAGACUUCCCGUGCUGCGAAAACCAGGCGAUUUCCGAGAGGAGGAAGACCUGCUUAGCGCAGGUGCGACCAGCCCGCGCGCCUCUGAAGUCGAGGAACCGUCCCACAUUUCCUCCAUCUCCCUCAAGACAUCUAGUGCACUGUCCCAUUGACCCGAAGCCACCAAACUCCGGGCAACACCUGUCUUCUCCACCACACCACCAACAAACUUGACGCUCUCGCGCACCUUGCCCAAAUUUCGCACCCUGCUUUCUGUCCGCACCACUUCUAAUCCUUUCUUGGCCGUCUUCUCAUCGACAUCCUUCAAGAGUUUCAUUCAGAUUCGUGAGUGCCGCAAAGAACGAGGCAGAGCGCAGAGAUAUUUCGCGAACGAGGUGUUGCUCGACGGUAUCUGCGUAGUGGGAGAACUUCUCCAGAAGAGGGAGGGAGUACGAGAGCGCGAUGGGAUCGAAGACAGGGUCCGCCUGGAGCGAGUCUUGUUCUGUAACAGCGUUGAACGUGCGAGGAUCUCCGAGGUUGAACUUGGGUUGGAAGAAAACGGACGGCACGAUGUCCAACGACGGUAAUGGGCGUCCCGGUGUCUGCACAAACGGCGUUUGAGAGGAAGAGGCCCGAGGCGUGCUUGAACCUUCCAACUGCAUCUCCGCUUCCAGGUCUAACUGGUUGUUCCGUUCGAGAUUCUCCCAUUCCGGAGUGAUAGCGCGCAGGUACGAGUCGAAGUCUUUUCUGCGAACGCGAGGUAGGUCCGUUGGAGGAACGGCUGGAAGUGACGAAUGUGCCUUGGGAGGCGCCUGACGUUUGUGGGGAUUGUUAAGGACCGUAGAUAUAGCUGCGCAGCGUAGGUUGAGUGGUCCAUUGCGCGUCUACACACACGUACCGUUGAACCCAUGAGUAGAACUACUCCACUGUCCCGGCAAUGCUCCGAUGGCAAGACUAGUAGUAGAACUAUUGAGCAGGUUGAGACGCGACGGUCCUGCGAAGUAGUCUCGGCCUUCGGUAGUUCCAGAAACACUUUCAGGCCCCUUCGGUGUCGAGUCCCAAUUGAAUCUAUACGGGCGCGCAGUGGGAGGAAGAGGCGAUACAGGCGAAGGAGCCCGCGAUGGAUCCGAAGAAGAGUGUUCAGACAUGGAGUCGAUCCAGUCCGAACGGUAUGCGCCAGCAGUCAGCGCCAACGACCGAAGUUGCCGAAAUGUUUCUGUUUGUUGUCAAAACAAGCUACGUGAUUCGUGAACUUGCUCAAUACCGUACCGCUAUGGAAAUCCCCAAGCCACUUGCACACCUCUUUUCUUUCUUUCCAAUCGUCACAUACCCCGCUGUAGAAACUCGCUCAGGGAAAACUCCAGAUUCGCCUACGCUUUGGAUUCAUCCGCCGCGAGCGCUAUGUUUAAGUUCGGACGUAGAAUGUCUGAAAUGGCAGGCUUAUCUUGCUCUUCGUGGCCUCAAGAAAGUUUCUGUUCGUUGGGAUGUGUCUCCGCAAGGCGCAGUUGGAGGCCGCUUGCCUAAUCUGCACUUGGCUGACGGACAACUGCUUCCUGCGCAACACAUUCCUUCCUGGGCCGACGAAGUCUUGAACGAAGAGGAGCGAUUGCUGGAAGGUUACAGGGAUCAAAAUGCGUUGGAUGAGAGCAGGGCUUGGGUCUCUCUGUUGGAGGGAGAUGUACAUGCUGCUCUGAUUGUUUCCCAACCCGCCGUAUCCUAUCUUCAAUCCCUCAUAUUCUUCACUGAAAAGUCAUCUCGCUCUCUUGAGUCUAUACUCACGCCUUCACCAUCUCCAUUGUCUGGGCUCAGCUCUCUCAUACCACCCUACGGGACGCGGAUAUCAGUCAAAGAUAUACAAAGUAAGUAUCGAGCAGCAAUUUCUGCUUUAGCCGAUCGUUUGAACACGGACAAAUGGUUUUUGGGUUCUAGCGAACCUACCCCAUUGGACGCACUUGUGUUUGCAUAUCUACAUUGCAUACUCAACUUCUCCAGCCAUAUAAUCCGGACAGAAGUCACAAGACGGGUCAAUCUAGUUGCAUGGGAGCUUAGAGUUAGAGGCGUCGUCGGAUCUGCUUUUACAGACCCAAUCUUAUAAAAUCGUUAAUUACACACGUACAUCAUGUGGCCUCUUUCCGCUCUCCUAGACUGUCCUCAUUACAUUCACUAGCAAUUCUACCAAACCCAGGGUCCGCAGGUCAAGCUUUCAUCAGGCACGUGAUCUCCAGGUCAACUCCCGUGCGAUAUAAAAGGAAAUUUUGGACAUAUGCUUCGACCUAUUUCUCUUCAGCUUCAAUUUUCAGCCGCCAAUCGUGACUACUCCCGUGGACGAACGAAAUUAAUGUUACGCCAGAUAUCUCAUUCUAUGAAUCCUCUGAUGCUCGCGUUUUACUUACCCUGCCAAGUGAAGCUAUGACAUCUCCACAAUAAUUUGACCUACUGUCACGAAAGCGUGACGCUGGGCUGGAUGUCGCUGAGUGAUGUUUUGGCUUCUUCAGACUUUAUCCUACAUCCCAGAGGAAGCAAUUUUAUGUCUUAAGUAUGCACUGACGCGUCGUAAUUGUUUAUCUCUCCCGGGGGAGAUGUGAGUAUUUGAACUUUCGAAUAUGCAUAAGUACUGUCGCGAUCGGUGAUCAGGUGAUCAGAUAUCAAUGCCUCACAAAUGGUUGAGCAAGUGACCGCGUCUGACAUGCACCGCCACCUUCCUCACCUUAUCGUUUCCGACGAUUCACACUCGGAUGUUCUGUCUAAAGUCCGCUCGCUACCCGUUGGGCAAACCUCUCUAUCGCUCAAAUCGCUCUUGAAAUGAGAUCUGUUCCCCUGCGCAAAUGAAUCAACGAAGUUGCUGCUCCAUCGCGGGCAUUGAAGAGAUCAGUAGCCACCGUCCCUUUCGGUACGGAUCCAGACUUGUACGCUAUCUGAGAGGCGCACGGUAGAGGGAACAUAGGAACCGCCGAUAUAGGUGUCGCCAUAUUUUUGUCUCUCACGCAAGCGUCCUUCCGUCUGUCAGUCGGCCCGCGGUCGUAAGGGUCUCGUGUGAACUCGGCGGAGUCUCCGCAUCCGUCGCAGUGAAUACGAGUUUAUUGCGCCAUGUUUGAUUCAAUGGCUGCGCUUGAAUGCCGGCUAUGUUUGCUCAAUAACAGGCUGAGUGCGUUCCCAGUCAGAUCAACCUGUUGCCUCGACGCUGCCUGCCUGCACCACCGAGUAUCAUUGAUGGAGACGGUCAAGAAGCAGGCCUUAUUGCCGUCUGACCAGCCGCUCCAUGAGUCGUGCCCUACCCUUUUUAUGACACGCGGUGAACGUAGGAGCAUGUCCGUGAAUGUAUCAGUAGAGACUGUAGAGUCAGCUAAUAUUUGUGAUUGGAAUUCUGGCCAUGACCGGAAAUAUCCUUCUUUGUCUGUCUUCUACCACCAACCACUCUGCGCGCAGCUCGUCACAAUUGCCAAUCCUUCCAGCCAACGUCGCUUGCGGGAGUCUGCGGAUCCCGCGGUGGCAUCGCUCCUUCCCUCCACCCGCACUCACUCUGAGCUUGACAGUCCGUCUGACAACCUCGCUUCGGCCGCCCCUACACUCUCCGAAUCUGAAACGCUCCGACCUCACAAGCGGCAGCGUAUCUCUACCGUCCCUAACGCCCCGAUCGAUUAUCUUCCCAUUCGAACCUAUCCGAACAUGCGAUACCCAGGCGCAGAAGAAGUGGACGAGUCGAAUGCUGAGGACCUCGUUGCCGGCCCUUCGUCUCAGGGACUAGAUCACUCCGGCUCAUCGAACGGACACACGAGCGUUAACGGAUUCUCACCCUUGGCUAAUGGCGGGUCAGGCAUCAUGGGGAAUGGGAUACAGAAGAGUAAUGGGCACUCGAAGCGAACACCACAGGCCCGCCCUGCGACUGUCUCGCGUGUCACUUUACCGGGCACAUCACUUUACGAGGGUUCGGAGGUGGACAGGGAGGAGUUCGUUCGUCUGGUUGUGCAAACUCUGCGAGAUGUUGGCUACGUGGAGAGUGCCGCAACAUUGGAAGCAGAGUCGGGAUAUGCGAUGGAGUCUCCUGAGAUUGCUGACUUUCGGCGUUCCAUACUGGAGGGACAUUGGGCCGAGGCAGAGGCUGUUCUACAGACGCUCACUUUCAAAACCACAAGCGCUUACUGGGGUGCUCGCUUCAUGAUCAGCGAACAGAAAUACUUGGAAUUUCUCGAGACUCAGAACAUAACGGAUGCUUUGCGUGUAUUGCGCGACGAACUGGCGCCACUGGACGACGACUCUGAUCACCUGCACUUUCUCUCGAGUCUGAUGAUGUGUUCUGAACCGGACGAUCUGCGCAGAAGGGCAGCAUGGGAUGGCGUGUCGGGGAACUCGAGGCGGUUAUUGUUGACAGAGCUACACAAGUUUAUCCCUGCAUCCAUUUUGAUACCCCCACGGCGUUUCACUACAUUAAUUGACCAGGCUAUCGCUUUCCAACAACAGCGAUGUACUUAUCACAACACCCCUACGAUUAUCACUGGGCCUUCGCUCUUUGAAGACCACCAGUGCGAUCGAGACUCAUUCCCUGGCCUUACCACAACCAUAUUACAUGUCCAUACGAGCGAAGUGUGGAUACUAGAGUGGAGCAGAGACGGAGCCAGGCUUGCUAGCUCGAGCAACGACACCAAUGUCAUCAUUUGGGAACUCGGAGCGGACCGAAACUGGCUGCAGCGAUCCAUUUUGGGGCAUCCUUACUCUGUCAUCUGCAUGGCUUGGUCUUCGGACGACUCUAUUCUGCUGACUGGGACGGAGCACUACAUCAAAAUGUGGAAUACCAAGACGGGUGUUUGUAUACGCACUAUGGAAAAACACACGGAACCGGUCACAUCCCUUGUUUGGCUACCAGACGACUCAGGAUUUCUCUCGGCAGGGAUGGAUUUCACCAUCAUUUCAUGGAGCAAGGAUGGAUUGCGGAGCGAAGUGUGGGACGUCUUGCCGAUCCGGCUCACUCGUAUGGCACUGACACCAGAUCUCACCCGCCUGGUGGCUAUCGGGCUUCGGGAGCCUCCUGUAGUAGAUUCGCGCGGUGAAGGAGACACCGGAACCGGUGGGAACCCGCCUCCCAAGGAAGAACAUCGGAUGCUUGUGUAUGAUCUGGCGACCAAGCGGCCCUUAUCAACGAUGCUGUUCGAGGGUGAACUGACGAGUCUGAGCAUAUCGCAUAACUCUGUGUAUGCGCUGAUCAGUCGCUCGCCUGACGACAUCCAAUUAUGGGACAUCCGGUCAGGGAAAAUGGUCCGGAAGUAUGCUGGUCACAAGCAGAGCAGAGACAUCAUCCACAGCUGCUUUGGGGGCUCGGAGAGCAAUUUCGUGGUCAGCGGCAGCGAGGAUGGGAAUAUCUAUGUUUGGCACCGGGACUCAGGGGCUCUGCUCGAAGUGCUGACAGGGCACAGUCCGCAAGGAAGUGUCAAUUGUGUUGCAUGGAAUCCUCGAAACGAGAGCAUGUUCGCAUCGUGCUCUGAUGACCAGACCAUUCGCAUAUGGGAAUCGUCGUCUUUGGAUCUCACGCCAGAGUCGCCGAUCCCUGUUAAUGGGAAAGGCAAGACACGUCAAUACGACGACAGCAUUGAGCACUCAUAGCUGGGGCUUGAAUGUGCCCUCCAUCUACUUACUCGCAUUAUUCUCGCCGUAAUGACCAUCUCACCAUCCUGUUGUAUAUAACUGAAUAGAACGGCAUGUAUCAUCAUUUCAAUUUCCAGAAUUAAUCCAUUUUAGUACAAUUCCGAUAAUGAAAAUACACGGCAAGAGAUACGAAAUGUAUGUAAUUACACUACUUGGCCCGCUGCGAGUACGCUCGAUGCUUGGGCAUAAACAACGCAGCCAUGGGAUCCCGCUUGACAGGCGAUAUCGCUUUGGGCAAGUCGGCUUGCGCGGGGCUAGGGCUUGCCUUCCUACGUUUGGCAGGAGAAGGCUGUGACGAAGUAUCUGUAGGCGCAGGCAAGGCUCUUGAUAUUGACGGCAGCGGGACUUUGACCGGCACGGAUUGCUUCCCCCCGUUCUGGCUCCCAGCGGACGAGAUAAAUGCGCCAUUGGCAGGCAGUGAUCUUCGUGGCAUGGGUGAUGCUGUCUGUAACGUGGCGCCCGUUGCUGGAACACGUUGGGUGACGGUGGUCACGGUGACCCGCCUUGUCUCCGGCCGGGCUGCGGGAAGUAAGUCUGUGUGGCUGGAUGAAAGCACUCGGAAGGUUUUGCUCCCGGGCAUCGGCGGUAUCAUCGGCCGGGAAUAUUUGUUCUUAUGAAGACGAGAGGCUUCUGAUCUCGUCUUUUGGAACAGCGUCUUAGGUUCAACCCUAGCUGGCAUGCCCCCUGCCGAGCGGGUCAGCAUGGCUCGUUCCUCAAUAAGAUUAAGAGUAUUCGCACACGGCUUCCUGCCUGGGGGGCGCUGCGUCGUGAGUUUGAUUUCGGACUCCUUCUUUCGUUCAUGGGCUUCCUGUUUUUGCCGCCGAAGCUUAGAACUAACUUCCUCAAAUCGCCGAGCAUCCUCCUCCACCAGAA